UCAGGGGUCAAUCCACUCUUUCGUUUGUUGUCAAAAAACCAAAGGAGCUGUUGCUUUUGAGCACAUGUACAAGUGCUCAGAAGUGAGGGAAUCUGUAUUUGUCUUCAGAGAAACCUGAAGUGGCUUUGUCACCUUUUUUGGAAGUGCAAAUAUUGAAGAAAAGGCAUUCUUGAGAGGGAUUUGAAGAGAAGUAAAGUGGCGAAAGGUCAAUCGGAUUGUCAGGCAGAUUACCUUGAAACAGUUAGAGGGGGAAGUCUGGCAGUGUGCAGAUGCCAAGCCAUGGAUCCACAGUUAGCGCACGGUGAGGAAUAUGCUCUGUAGGUUUUUCUUUAUUUUAACAACUUAGUUUUUUGCUUCUUUAUUAUUUAAAAUUAUGGGCCAAGAACACAGUAGCACAGAUAAGGAAGUGACUCUCCACCACAUCCAGGAACUUUACCGUAAAUUUGCGAGCGAAUGUCCAAGUGGAAAUCUGCACUUACAUGAAUUCAAGAGAAUCUUUGGAGUCAACAGCAACUCCACGGAAGAAGAAUCUGCAUAUAUGGAACAUUUAUUUCAAGCCUUUGAUACAAAUAAGGAUGGACAUAUAGACUUCAUGGAGUAUGUGGCAGGGCUGCAUCUUGUUCUUCGUGGAAAACUCGAGGACAAACUGAGGUGGUCUUUUAAAGUUUAUGACCGAGAUGGAAAUGGCUGUUUGGACAGACAGGAAGUGAGACACCUUGUCAAAAUCAUCAACAAGAUAAAGAGGCACAAUGAUCCCGACGCAGGGAAUAUUGAAGAUAUUUGUGACAGAAUAUUUAAUCUGGUGGACAAGAAUAACGACAGUCAGAUUUCUUUGGAGGAAUUUAUUGAAGGGGCUGAAAAGGACCCGUGGGUGAUGGAACAGCUCAAACUGGACAUCGGGCCCUGUGAUUGGUUCGUUGAACAUCAGGAGAAGAAAACCUGACUUCAUGAUGUACAGCGUAUGUUUUUAUGACAAAUGAAUUGGACGCUAAGUGACAGUAUAAACCUGCUGUCUAUGUUCAGUCUGUCAGAGAAACGCUGAUACAGUACCAUACAGUAUCCAAGGAAAUAAUCUGCAUCGUGCUUUUUUAUCUGACAGUCCGAGAUUCAGGAUAAUCUAAAGGGAUUAUUUGUUCAAUUGUGGGACAUGCCGACUGCAGGAGAUGCAGCCUGAAUCUUCUCCGUGGUCUCUGUUUUUGGAAGAGAAGCCUUUCACGUGAA
Messenger RNA from Sander lucioperca (pikeperch), 1221 nucleotides. RefSeq names its product guanylyl cyclase-activating protein 2-like. Gene Ontology annotation, biological process: visual perception. Gene Ontology annotation, cellular component: photoreceptor inner segment; cone photoreceptor outer segment. The transcript has 4 exons. The coding region runs from base 374 to 943 and encodes 189 amino acids. NCBI's taxonomy places the organism in Eukaryota, Metazoa, Chordata, Actinopteri, Perciformes, Percidae. Gene Ontology annotation, molecular function: calcium ion binding; calcium sensitive guanylate cyclase activator activity. The record is from RefSeq and is a predicted model, not a curated record.